This is a messenger RNA of Eucalyptus grandis, 1013 nucleotides long. RefSeq lists its product as uncharacterized. The transcript is spliced from 2 exons. NCBI's taxonomy places the organism in Eukaryota, Viridiplantae, Streptophyta, Magnoliopsida, Myrtales, Myrtaceae. Bases 60 to 602 code for a protein of 180 amino acids. The record is from RefSeq and is a predicted model, not a curated record.
AAUCCAUCCCGUCUCCGUCCCUUCUCUCUCUACCUCCGCCACCAACCAGUCCUCCUCCAAUGGCCGAUUCCUCCCUCUUUCUCUCUCUAGCCCUCGCCUCCCUCCUCGCCCUCUUCCCUCCCCUUUCUCUCUCUAGCGCUAGCCCUAGCCCUGGCUCCCCCGCGACCGUCUACGAGCUCCUCCCCGAGUUCGGCCUCCCCGGCGGCCUCCUGCCGGACUCCGUCCGGUCCUACGAGCUCUCCGACGACGGCCGGUUCGCCGUCGAGCUGGAGGCGCCCUGCUACGUCCAGUUCGACUACCUGGUCUACUACGACCGGCGGGUCACCGGGACGCUCAGCUACGGCUCCAUCACGGACCUGAAGGGGAUCCAGGUGCAGCGGUUCCUGUUCUGGCUCGACGUCGACGAGAUCAGGGUCGACCUGCCCCCCUCCGACUCCAUCUACUUCCAGGUGGGGUUCGUCAACAAGAAGCUCGACGUGGACCAGUUCCAGACCGUCCACUCGUGCCGGGACAAGGUCGCCGGCCCCUGCGGCGGGUCGUGGAAGCGAGGGAUCCAGCUUCCCACCAUGGUCGAUGAUGUUCAGAUGCUAAUCACAGAGUAGGCAUCCCCAGAUAUUAUUGGGGAUACCUGUGGUGGAUCAUGCAAUUCGAACUUACUGCUGCGACCAGCUUCAUUUUCAGGCUCUGCAACCAAGAGGCUGAUGGAGGUAGAAAAUCAACAGAGUUGAGUAGAUGUAUGGUACUGUCUCGAUGGACCAUGUAGUAAGUAUAAGUGUCAUGUACAUGUAAAGUGUUCCCGUAUCUCAAUUUGGACUUCUCUACCUGGGGACGAAGUAUUAUGAUUAGAGACCUUUGUCCUGCGAGUGUGGAGACGAACAAUGCAAAAACAUACUGGUGGUAAAGGUCUAGAAAGGCCUUUGGCAAUUACAAGGAUGAUGUCUUUGUAUCUGGUGAAUCCUUCAAUUAGAUAAAUGGAUGGAAUUUAAUCGUGGUUAGAAACUUAGAAAUGCCAA